This is a messenger RNA of Morus notabilis, 1245 nucleotides long. RefSeq names its product probable WRKY transcription factor 35. The record is from RefSeq and is a predicted model, not a curated record. NCBI's taxonomy places the organism in Eukaryota, Viridiplantae, Streptophyta, Magnoliopsida, Rosales, Moraceae. Gene Ontology annotation, biological process: regulation of DNA-templated transcription. Gene Ontology annotation, molecular function: DNA-binding transcription factor activity; protein dimerization activity; sequence-specific DNA binding. The coding region runs from base 1 to 1134 and encodes 377 amino acids. The transcript is spliced from 4 exons.
AUGGCGUACCUGAAUGAGGGCUUAGUUGUCAACAAUAGUGAAAUGUUUGAUUUGGUUCAGUGGUGGAGGGCACGAGUCCUAACUCGACUGACAAUGGAUAUUUUUUCGAUCUUAGUCUCCAUUGUUUCAUCUGAACAAGCCUUCACUGAUCGAAGAGCUCGUUCAAGGGCGGGAUUUGGCGACCCCACUCUUUCUGUGCUUUUGAGCAGUAGUUCUUAUAAUAAUCCACACAACAAAAACGACAAUCCUGAUGAUAUUAAUAUUGUUGGUGGCGAAAUCAACGGCCCUGAGGCUUCCGUUUUGGAUCACUCGCAAUGCGGUGACCGGAGCUCCGAAGAUUCCGGCGAGAUUAGUACUAAGAAGAGACCGGCUUUGAAAGAUCGGAGAGGCUGUUACAAAAGAAGAAAGAGUUCCCAAUCAUGGACUAAAAUCACAGCCAACCUAGAAGAUGGUCAGGCUUGGAGAAAGUACGGCCAAAAGGACAUCCUCAACGCUCAAUACCCAAGGGCUUACUUUAGAUGCACCCGCAAGUACGACCAAGGAUGCCGAGCAACCAAACAAGUCCAACAAAUCCAAGACAAUCCAAAACUGUACAAAAUAACCUAUAUCGGCCAACACACGUGCAGAAACCUUCAAAAAGCACCACAAAUGAUCAUUUCUGAUUUCCAUGAAUAUCCUUGGGAUAUUUCCAAUAGUAAUUACAAGGCAACUAUUGCUUCUGAUCACAUUGAUCACAGCCCAAGGAGCACCACAACUAGUAGUACUAUUUUCCCAAACAAUUUCUCAAAAUCCGCUACAGCCAAACUCAUGGAGCAAGAUGAUCAUCAAGAUCACGAUCAUGAUCAAGUCAAGGAAGAAACACCAAAUGAUGAUCAUGAUGACAACGCUUCAUUGGACACUCAUGAUCAUAACAGCCUGUGGCCUAACGAGUUUAAGGAUCUCGAGCUAUCCGUUGGUUUGCUGUCUCCGAAGAAUAUGAGGACGUCCGACAACGAUCGGGACGUCGUCUCCGUCGUGUUCUCGUUUGAGGAUCGGAAGGGAGCUGCGACUUCUGAUAAUGAUUUGGACAUGGACGACUUUGUGGUGAAGUGUAUAGAUUUUCGUGACUUUGAUGAAACCGAGUUUCCUAUAUAAAAUAUCAGUGUGAAGAUUGAAGUGCUAGACGUACUUUGUGUAAUUUUUGACAUCUUAUGAAUCAUGUAAACUUUCCAACUUGUGAUAUAAUGAGAAUAACAGAUGUUUAUA